AUGGACAGCUUCAACUUCACAGACGAAGGUGGGCGCUCGUUCCAAUAUUUAGUCCAGAAUGUGGAGCCUCUCUAUAAAGAAUACAAGCCUCCUCCCAGAGACCUGAUCCAGCUGCCCAAAUCUGUGAUAUACCUCCUCAUGGCUGCGCUGGUGGUGGUCGCUGUGGCCUAUGCCAUCGUGGGGCAUCUCAUCAAAGACUUAAUGCUGGAUAUAACAGAUUGCUUGUUAGGGCCUUUCGAGGAUGAUCUGAAGAAGGAUGUGGAAGCAGAAGGCCGGGGCCAGCUGCACAUCCCGGUCUCCGUCAGCCACACGCACCAAAACGCCUUCCACGUGUGGGAACAGGACGACGUCAUCAUCCCCAUGACGCCCCGCCCCGAUAGCCCCGCCCACAGCCCCAUGAUGGCAGUGAUCCCCUACAUGCCGUCCUUCUUCCCCCAUGCCCUGCACCACAUGAGCAGCCCCAUGCACAUCAGAGCCUACCUGAGCCCAAAGGAGAGUGAGGACAGAGCGGACGAUUCAUGA
This is a messenger RNA of Knipowitschia caucasica, 522 nucleotides long. NCBI's taxonomy places the organism in Eukaryota, Metazoa, Chordata, Actinopteri, Gobiiformes, Gobiidae. The record is from the annotation of a GenBank genome assembly.